AUUUGUCUGUCGAAUACAGUGUGUUUGGGAACAAAAAGAGAAUGCGCUUGCGUUGAAGGACAGCAAAUCGUCGCCCUUCUUUAAGAUUCGUGUUGUGUAACAAUUUGAAUGGAUCUGAAUCAGUUGGAGUUUUCGAACCACGUUUCCUACCAGACAAAUGGAUUUGUUCCAGCCCAAGCCAUACCGGAAGGUAAAAAUUUCCUUCCUGGAUCAAAUGCGGUGAUGGACCACGGACAGUGUUGCACCUCUCAUGACGUCCCCCGUGAGACAUAUGAAUGUCCGGAAUCGUUUCAUGCGAUGAACUACGCGGAACAUACCUUGAAUCAUGCAGGGUCACUCCCCGUAAUGCCUGAGAAGAAAAAUCAUGCUGUACCGCUUGCGAUGAGCGACUCUUCUACCGGCAUUGAGCAAGGAACGCAGGAACUUGUGUUGGAGCCGGAUGGCAUUCAGUCCGUACUUCCUGCACCGAUUCUUCCCGAUAUUACGUUACCGGAGAAAACCACCAAGCCUGAUUUACUUUCUCGUGAUGAUCAGAGUUCCGAAUCCGUGUUCGAAUCAUCAGCGUUGUUGGAUCUGAACCUCGAACCGCCAACAUUAGGCAGAGAGGAAGUAGACGAAGCUGCUGCGCUUGCAAGUGUAUUCGCGAGUAUUCCUGACGUGGCCAUGACCAGUAUGAAAUCCGUGCCUGAACAAGCGCAUGUUGAACCUGUUCCUGAAGCCGCAAGUUGUGGAGAGCAAAUUGAAUUGUUGGUCGGCUUGGAGUCAUUACACUUGAGCCAUUCUGAAGAGCCUGAAAAUGUCGUCCCUGUUCUAUCGACUAUGGAUGAGAACGUGGUUGAUGAAACUUUCGAGGAAGAUCUUAGCACACGUAUAGAUCUUGUGCUUUGUUCGAAUGAACCUCCAGCAUUUCCAGUCAGUUGUCAGGAAUCGACG
Molecule: messenger RNA, 933 nt
Organism: Notodromas monacha
Lineage: Eukaryota; Metazoa; Arthropoda; Ostracoda; Podocopida; Cyprididae
Source: the annotation of a GenBank genome assembly